GUUUCAGUAAAACCGUCAGCGUUUCCAUCGCUCCCAUUCUUGUCUUCCUUUCGUUUCUUCUAGCAUUCUGUCGUGAAACUGAAUCUAAUACAUGGCUCCAAGGAGUAUAUUAUGAUAGUUCGCUUCUUCAUCACCUGGACGGUUCGUCGUCCAUGUGGAAGUUUGACUUGAGUGAUCCUUUAUUUGACUAUUUUAUUCUAGGGGUCGGCACAGCAUCAGCAUGGUUGUGUCUGGACCUGUUUAAAAUAAGCCUCGGUGAUCGAUCCCAUAACUUGAGGACUAAGGCAAAGGAAAUCUUAAGCGAAAGAAAACAAGGUUUUUGUUAGUUAUGGAGACACAAAACCCACAGUACUUUUCUGGAUUUUUCCAACCAGAAGAAGGGUGGUGACUUGAAAAGGAAAUGGAUCAAAUCGAAAGAUUCCAGAUGUUAAGUAUCCGUGUGCUUCGGAAUCCGCCAAAAAGAAGAUUUACUGGCGCUUCUGAAAGAGCAAAUUCCUUUCAACAGAACCCAAGUUUUACUCUUUUAUUCCGAUUCCUAUAAUAGCUGAUUUUUUUUUCAUUGGUUUUUAUCUGCGUUAAAGAUCAUAUCUGUUUCCGAUCACCAGAUACUUUCCCUUUCCUCUCGGGGCGAUCGAUGGUGAAAGUUGGUCCUCCUCACUUAAUGUUGUCUGAAACUUUUGGAUCUGAUCGUGCCAUGAUUUUUGUUCUACGCGAGGUUUUCCUAAAGGACUAAACUAGUAUAGCAUGACAGAAACUAACGUGUCUUCUGGGAUCGCUGAAGUUGAUCUUAAGCCUUUGAAGGAGACGCUUUUUGCCCAACAAGAAGUUCUGCAAAGUCUUUACGCAGAAUUGGACCAGGAAAGAGAAGCAUCAGCCACUGCAGCCAGUGAAGCCCUGGAAAUGAUCCUGCGUCUGCAAGGAGAAAAGGCUGCGGUGAAGAUGGAAGCAAAUCACUAUAAAAGAAUGGCAGAGGAGAAGAUAGGUCAUGCCGAGGCAACUCUUGAAUUCUUUGAAGAGCUCAUGAAUCAGAAGGAAAUGGAAAUAGCGUCUCUGGAGCUUCAAGUUCAGUCUUACAAACGCAAACUCGUGAGCUUGGGAUGUGAUCCGAAUGCAAUUGAACUUGAGUUGCCAGAACAGAAUGGAGAAACCAGUCAAAGUGGAAACAUGAGAAGGUUAAACUCAUUGCCCCCUAUCCCUAUUAAGAGCUCUUUAAGAGCCACUCUGAAGAUGGAAACAUUGCCUAGUCUAGUUUUAGAAACGAAAAUGGGGCAGAUCGCUGAGGAGGAAGUUACAGAGCAAAGCUUGGAUUUGGCUAGCAAAUCAGGAGACUGCGUAUGUGGAAAUGGAACCCUUAAUUCUUACUGGAACCAAAUCAAAAGGCUAGAUGAAAAAGUGAAAGUGAUGUCAGAUAUGAAACAAUGUGAAGGAGAAAAAACAGCAAAUUUGGAGAACAGAAGAUGGAAAUCAUGUUCAAAAUUUUCUCAGGGAAACAAGAUAACAUGUGAUCAACCUGACACAGUAUCUUCUACUAGCUUGAUUAGUAACUUCUAUGAUGUUUUUGACAUCCCACAACCUCGUGAGAAUCUCAAAGUCAGAGAAUAUUGGAAAAGGGCACUUGCAAAAUUUAAUGCAGAAACAGGGAACAGAGUAGCAAAACGAGACUCAGUGUCUGGGGGAGCAGUUGAAUCACUUGUUCAACAUAAAUCAGACAACCUUGAGAGCAUGCUUAGUUCAAACAAUGACAUCCAAAUAACCAGUCCAAAAGAUGCUAUGAAUUUGAUCGGCCAGAAGAAAGAAGUGGUGGAUAUAGAUUGCAGCGCUCAAGCUGAGUUUCAAAAAUUGUAUCAGAGAAUUGAGAGGAUGGAGAGGGAGAGAAUUAAUAAAAGGGAAGAGAUUGAACCUGAAGGGAAUGAGAAUGAGUCAUUGAGGUUAUUGAAAGAAAUACUUAGUCAACUCAGAUUAAUACAGUCAGAUAUUAGAAGUUGGAAAACCAAAAAAGCAACGCCUAAGGAUGAUUUGUGCUUGAGUCGUCUCCAAGAGGCAAUGCUGCACUUUUGGCUUUAAGUAUAGGAGGACCAUCUCAAAAAGCCAAUAAGCUGAAUUCAUUAUUUGUACAUGCCCUUUGUCUACAGAGAGGAUUGUUCAAGGUUUUUUAUUUUGGAUGGUUUCUUGUACAAAAAUAGAAUGACCAGGAAGUACAGAUCUUUUGAUUUGAACUUAAUGGCUGUAAAGUGGAUAUCGAGCUUGAACUCCAUAUUGUACAUUUGGCCCUCUUUUAGGGCUAACUCUGUUCUGCUCUGAGAUUGACAUAGUGGAUUGAAGAGCUACUUGAAUCUUGAUACUCUGCUUACCAUAAGAGAAAAUGAAAA
Prosopis cineraria is the source of this 2369-nucleotide messenger RNA. Its product is annotated as myosin-binding protein 7. The transcript is spliced from 5 exons. The record is from RefSeq and is a predicted model, not a curated record. NCBI's taxonomy places the organism in Eukaryota, Viridiplantae, Streptophyta, Magnoliopsida, Fabales, Fabaceae. Bases 745 to 2064 code for a protein of 439 amino acids.